AGUCUCCCCACAGACGUGACGCGGAGCGCACGUCUCUCUCGUGAACGAUAUUUUUUUUAUAUUUCAUCUCAAUAGUGUUGUGUUUCGUGGUGAUUGUGACCGCAGUUGCGAAGUGCAGAGGAUGUCAGUUGUUCCAGUGAUAAAUAUAUAGUUUGUUUUAUGUGUACGUUCAUUGUGUCGAUACCGUUGCGUUUCGCUCCAGCGAUUCGGUUAAUAACUUGGAUCUACAGUAACUGUGUCAUAGCCUGACUAAGAUUUAAUACCGUGAAAAGGUGUACGUAGUAUGAACAGUGAUGAAAGUUUUCUAUAUUGAACUAAAGUGAUAAUUAUAAUGGUACACUGACGAACAUGGAGAGGAAGUUGACUCGAGAGGACUUUAUGAGGAAGAGCUUCCGAGCUCCCAGGGUAUCGCCGGCCCCUGAAGGCCAGGCCACGGUUAACGGAGCCCCACCGCCCUCUCCCGUGUCGCUAGCCAUGUUGGAAAGGACCCCACAACCGCAGCGUGCCCAAUACGAGGUCACGACUACGGGAAUAGCUCCCAAGCGCUUGGAACUCAACAGAGCGCAUCCCAUACAUCUCAAAUCUUUUCAAGCCGAUCCAGAUGAAACCGGUCCCACUCCACCGUCAGACGACGUCCUCAGAAAGCUGGAGCGGCAAAUCGGUGAAAUGGAACGCGGCCUUGAGAGAGCGCAGAACGGAAACGUAGAAGUGGAUGAAAGAGUGCGCUACGCUGAACACGAGAACCUUCUACGCACCGGAGUGUCUUCUGUGGGCGGCGGGGGAUACUUGCCCGCAGAUUCUGAUACAGAACACGACGUAGCACCAUUCAAUAGAAAUGAAACGACCCGUAGCAGCACGGGUGCGGCCGCUCCCGCACCCAGGCCGGCUACGAGGCUGGCUCGAACGAACUCCGAUACGCAGCAGCAUUCCGUGGCUGCCACUGCCCGUUUGAUGCGAAAACUGGCCGACGGAGGUACGAAGGACGAGAAGACCAAGGUCAUGUCCAGGAAGGCGAUUCAAGCGAGAAUGGAGCAGGUCAAGCGAUCCGUUGUGGGAACGAAACAUGAGCACAGAGUGUUGGCCGAGGCGAGGGCCGAGCCGGCGGCCAGCAAGGCGCCCACGUCGCCCGUCUCGACACGUUCUACUCCGCAGAGCGCCUCCGAGACAUCGGCCGGCGCCGGCGGCGGCGCCUCGUCGGGAUGCGGCUCGCGGGUGUCCUCGAGAUCGCGCACCUCCGAGGAGCCGCACAUCGGCAAGUACAAACUGCUCAAGACGAUAGGCAAAGGGAACUUCGCCAAAGUGAAACUGGCCAAGCACGUGCCGACCGGCAAGGAGGUCGCGAUCAAAAUCAUCGACAAGACUCAACUCAACCCUGGCUCGCUGCAGAAGUUGUUUAGAGAGGUUCGGAUAAUGAAAAUGCUGGAUCACCCAAACAUAGUGAAACUCUUCCAAGUGAUAGAAACGGAAAAGACGCUAUAUUUGGUCAUGGAGUACGCUUCCGGCGGUGAGGUGUUCGACUAUCUAGUGCUGCACGGGCGUAUGAAAGAGAAGGAGGCGCGCGCGAAGUUCAGACAGAUCGUCUCGGCGGUGCAGUACUGCCAUCAGAAGCGGAUAAUACACAGGGACCUUAAGGCGGAAAACCUCUUGCUGGACGGCGAAAUGAACAUAAAGAUUGCCGACUUCGGUUUCUCCAACGAGUUCACGCCGGGCGCCAAGUUGGACACCUUCUGCGGGUCACCGCCUUACGCGGCGCCUGAGCUGUUCCAAGGCAAGAAGUACGACGGCCCCGAAGUGGACGUGUGGUCGCUCGGCGUCAUACUGUACACGCUCGUGUCCGGCUCGCUGCCCUUCGACGGCUCCACGCUGCGCGAGCUGCGCGAGCGCGUGCUGCGCGGCAAGUACAGAAUACCGUUCUACAUGUCGACCGACUGCGAGAACCUGCUGAAGAAGUUCCUGGUGCUGAACCCGGCCAAGCGCGCCUCGCUCGAGAGCAUCAUGCGCGACAAGUGGAUGAACACCGGCUACGAGGACGACGAGCUGCGGCCCUACGUCGAGCCGCAGCAGGACUUCAAGGAUCACAAGCGGAUAGCGCAAGUCGAGGCGCUAGUCUGUUUGGGCUACAACAGACAAGAGAUUGAAUAUUCGUUGGCGGAGGCGAAAUACGAUGAUGUCUUCGCAACGUAUUUGUUGCUCGGCAGAAAGAGUACCGAUCCGGAGUCGGACGGCAGCAGGUCGGGCUCGUCGCUGUCGCUGCGCAACGCGGCCGCGCCGCCGCCCGCCGCGACGCAGCCGCCCGGCGCGCACGCAGGGCCCGGCGGCUGCGGCUCGCCGUCGCACCGCGGCGUGCAGCGCAGCAUCUCGGCGAGCGCGCGCCCCGCCGCGUCGCGCCGCGCCUCCUCCGGCGCUGAGGUGCUGCGCGCGCAAGUGGGCACCACUACGAGCGCUACGAAUAACACAACCUCAACCGCCACCACGACAACGUCCAAUUUUAAAAGACAGAACACAAUCGACUCGGCGUCUAUUAAAGAGAACACAGCACGUAUAGCGCAGAUGCAGGUGCAGGGCUCGCGGCCGACGUCGGCGGCGCCCAAGCUGGAGGCGCGCGCGCGCACGCUCACCGCGCAGCCGCGCCGCGCGCACUACGACGCGCCCGCCAAGCUCUCGCCGCCGCACGACGCGCCCGGCGCGGCGCAGGCGGACGGCAAGGGCGCGGCGGGCGCCAACGGGUCGGGCGCCGCGAGCGGGCCGCCCGCCGCCGCGACCAAGACGCACGUGAAGAGCGCGUCGAUAUCGUCCAGCGCGGGCGUGCAGCCGCUCGCCGAGGCGCCGCACAACGCGUCCGCGCGCGACCUCGCCACCAGACAGAGCGUGAACUCGUCCCUGACGCCUGUGUCGGGCGGCGCGGGCGGCGCGGGCGGGGCGGGCGGCGCGGGGGGCGCGGCCGCGCGCCGCGACUUCCCCAACCCGCUCGUGUUCCCCAGGAACGUGCCCUCGCGGUCCACCUUCCAUUCCGGUCAGACGCGGUCGCGCGGCGGCAGCGCGGGCGGCGCGUACGGCGACGGCGGCUCGCCGCACCAGGCGCGCCCGUCCUUCUUCAGCAAGCUCUCCUCGAGGUUCUCCAAACGGUUGAAUCAGAACCCGUGAGGCGUUGCCGCGUCGUCGAGGCGACGUUGCCGGCGUAGCAAAGGAAAAUAUCAUGUGCAAAAUUGUUAUGCUUAAUUUAUGGUUACGUGUGGUUGUUGCUGUUCAGUGAUUCAAUGAAGAGUUUUCUUCUUUUUAUUUUAAUAUCACGAAACAUACCUUUUUGAUGAAAACGGAUAGCAGUUUCGUGACCAUGUAUGUCUCCAUAACUGAUUUAUUGAAUUUUUUACGGUCUUUUUUCCUAUUAAAAGAUUUUUUUUUCAUUUUCGCACUUCAUACAAAAGAAGCGAUGAAAUUUCAAGUAUUACUAGAGUUAUUGCAUGUUUCUGUUUCGUAAAUGCGUUGAAUUAUAUAGAUUGACCUUUAUUACACGUGCAAUAAAGUACACAAUUGAAGUGCGGUAAAGUGAGAGCCAUCAUUUAGUGCGCUGAACAGGAACAUUUUUUUUUUAUAGUAUAUAGAUUUGUUUAUAAAGAGAGGAAAUUGUUAACAAUUUUUUAUAUCUAGGUGUAAGACGAAUGUGUGAACAACCCAUGAGAGUUCGGAUGGCGGUUUUCAUUAAUUUUUUUUUUUUAAUUGUCGCGACGACAUUUUUGACUACAUGUUAUAUUAUUAGAACGUAAUUAGUCAGUUUUGAACGUCUGGUAAUAAAAAAUGGAAAUUUUAUAUAUUUUUUUAUUAUAUGCUUUGUCAUGAAAAAAAAAGUGCAUUUUCUUUUAUUGAUUGUCGAUCUUCUACUGAUAUUUUUGUCAUGUCACAACAUCAAAAAAAAAAAAAUUAAAAUUAAUUACGAGUGAAAAUAAAACGGUUCUAAUGAUAUAAUAUGUAGCAGAAAUCUAGUCCCGUCGCGUGUCGCAUUUCAUCGUAGCUCUUAAGGAAUUCGAGUUUUAGAAAACGAAUUUUUAACAUUCCAGGGUUAUGUUUAGUUCACAAUACAAGCACAAAUCAUAUUUGUAUGAUUCAUAGAGGAUAAUUUUAUGAUUUUUCGCGCGUCGAAGUGUUAUCGAGACAGUGGCAAGUUGACUGAGCGGUUAGUGUUUAUUAUAUUAAUAUUUGAAAUAGUACUUUCUUUUUUGUAGGUAUUAUUUCACUGUGAUGUAAAUUCAUUUUCUUUUGCACUCCUAAAAUGUUGACUGAGAUUCGAAUUCAACAGAAUAUGUAAGCUGUAUAAUAUGUCAUUCUGACGUCUAAAUGUGACACGAACGACCAGUUCAUGUUUUGACGUCGGUAGUUUUUUUUUAAUCCUACGAAAAGGUUGAGGUUUUUUUUUUGUUGAAUUUGGAACUUUGUAGUAGAACUCGAUUGGGGCGAGACAAGGAAGUUUUGAAUUUGUCUAGCGUCGACUCUAUCGCACGUUUCCAGUGAAGCGCGCAAAGAUGGCGCCGCGCAAAUUUAAAAUUCGAACCUCGUAACAGAUAACAAAAAGUUAGAUAACAUAAUAGUUAACAGAUGACUGCAUCGGACUUACGUAGACUAUAUCUAUAUUUUUAAAUAGUAAAAGUUUUGAGUGAGAUAGCGGUAUGUAGUGUUAAGACGACGUGGCCCAAUAUUGGUACAAAUACUCAGUAGGUAUUUACACAUAAGAAAUGCUUGAGGACAGCCCCGAUUUAUUUUCCUAUAUACCUAGUUUUGGGCCGAAUAGAAUUAUAAUAUAUAUAUUUUUUUCCCGUUUGAUUGAGAAUAAUUUUUUUUUUAUAAUACGUAAUUAUUUUGAAGAUCAUUAACAUUAAUGAUUUACAUAUUGAUUUUUUUUUUUGGUUGAUUGAUAAAAUCGAAAUAUUUUUUUUUUUUAAUAACGCUAUUUUUUGGAGAUCAAAAACUGAUAUUGUAAUCUUUUUAAUGCUUAAUCUCUUAAUAGGGCGAAUAAAGCAAAAGAUAUUUAAAACCUAUUUUCGUCUAAAUUAUUUUUUGAUUGUGAAAAAGCGUAUAAAAAAAAAUUCUAAUAUUUUUUUGUGUAUUUUCCUCAGUAUUGUGCUUACCAUUUUAGGUAGCGAUAUAUUUUCAAUCAAUGUACAUAUAAAGUACGUGUAAUAAAAUUUUGUGAAUGGACAACUUUAUAGGUAUAUAUAAGAUUAUCAUUUAAGGUAUCUUGUACAUAAAAAAAAUAUACAUAUAUAUCAUCGUAACUCUUUAUUAUAAUAAAAACUUUAACCGUAAGAAUGAAUACUUGGUUUCGAUGUUUAAUUAUCUUAUUAUUAUUUAAUACACUAAUUCACUGAUUAUCCGUUUCGCUUGCGGUGUAUAUUUUUUUCAUGACGCAUAAAUUGUUGAUCAGAUUUAUGUGAAAACCGGGGUGCUUUUUGGUUUAAAAAAAAAAAUAUGAUUAUGUAUUCAUGGAAGUAUUUAAAUUUUGAUCUUAAAAUUAUGAUUGAUUUGUAUUAGGCAACUUUUUUUGAUGUUUGAAUUAUCAUUAGUGGUAUAAUAUAUGUUUUUUUUUUAUUUUUUACGGAAUUUCGUAUUUCAACUGCAACAGAGUGUCCGCACGCAUAUUCAUUUUGUUUUUUUUUUUUCAAUGGUUAUAAUAUUUUAAGUUCAAUGGAAAUCACAUUCGAGUUUUUGUUUCGAUCCGUCCGUCAGACUGUCCAAGAUUUUGUGAUCCAGCAGAAAGAUCUUUAAUUUGUGUGUUCUUAUGUGAAAUGGCGGGAAUUCACUAGUGACAGUUUAUAUUUAUGUGCAUUGUCAUUUAGUGUACGAAAAUAUAAUAGAGAACAACAGAAAACAAAUAAUUUUGGGUAGAUGCUGUUAAUUUGUUUAAAAGAAAAAAUAAGAUAAGGUGUUAAUGAGGGCUGAGUUUUAAACUUUUUCAGACGCAGGUAAUUAGUACUUAGGGAGAAGGUGUCGCGAUGGUGAUUUAUUUGUCUCGGUACUCUUUCUCCCUCUGGUUGACGCGAUUUUUAAAUGACAGAAAGUGAUGGAUAUCAUAUUAAGUAAUGACGCCGUAUCGAGUUUCAGCUAUUCGUACACAAGAACACACAAGUUAAGAACAAAUUCAACACGGCUAUGACUAAUUUACUAUAUCUAUACGAACAUUAACAUUUAAAAAUUGUAACACGGCUUCUUUUAUAAUUUGCAUUUAGCUGUUUUAUAUUGUGAUUUGUUAAUUUCACAGUUGCGAUUUGUAUCAAAACGUAUGAGGGAAAAAGAAAUAAAAAUAAUUGUUUUUCCUUUGUUUUUUUUUUAUUAUUUAAAUCGUGAUUGUGGAAUCGUAAAUGCAGACGGUUUGUAAAGCAAUAUAAUGUAUGAAUGUGUAACUCAGAAUAAUCAGUUUUUUUUUGGAAUA
Messenger RNA from Zerene cesonia (dogface butterfly), 6421 nucleotides. RefSeq names its product serine/threonine-protein kinase MARK2-like (gene par-1). Gene Ontology annotation, biological process: intracellular signal transduction; microtubule cytoskeleton organization; protein phosphorylation. Bases 349 to 3144 code for a protein of 931 amino acids. Gene Ontology annotation, molecular function: protein serine/threonine kinase activity; ATP binding; tau-protein kinase activity. The record is from RefSeq and is a predicted model, not a curated record. The transcript has 20 exons. Gene Ontology annotation, cellular component: cytoplasm. Lineage: Eukaryota; Metazoa; Arthropoda; Insecta; Lepidoptera; Pieridae.